GGGUCCUGCAUAGUCGAGCUGUCCAAUCACGUCCGGCGCUCGGUCAUCGAUUCAGUUGGUCUGGAGCAAAGUUUCGGCGUCCGCCGCAGCUGAGCCGCUCACAGCCUUCCUGCCGCCGCGGGCUGCUCCUGCUGGGAAACCGACACAGGAAGAAAGCAGAAGCGGAGCAAGAGGAGCCACAGACGGCCGGAGGAGCACGGAGGAGCGCUCGUUUCUUCUGCGCACCGCCGUGAAUGCUGGGAGGAGAGCCGCGGAGGAGCCCGGGGACGAGCAGACAGCCUGAGCAGCAGCCGCCCGCAGAAACCUGCGCCUGCCAUGGAUCACUAUGACGAGGACCAGGACUACAGGCACCCGGAGGACGACUGGGACCGGGACCUGCUCCUGGAUCCGGCCUGGGAGAAGCAGCAGAGAAAGACGUUCACAGCUUGGUGUAACUCCCACCUGAGGAAAGCGGGAACGCAGAUCGAGAACAUCGAGGAGGACUUCAGGGACGGCCUGAAGCUCAUGCUGCUGCUGGAGGUCAUCUCAGGUGAACGCCUGGCCAAACCCGAACGAGGCAAAAUGAGGGUCCACAAGAUCUCCAACGUCAACAAAGCGCUGAACUUCAUCGCCAGCAAAGGAGUGAAGCUGGUUUCCAUCGGAGCAGAAGAAAUCGUUGACGGAAACGCCAAGAUGACUUUGGGGAUGAUCUGGACCAUAAUCCUCCGCUUUGCCAUCCAGGAUAUUUCAGUGGAAGAGACCUCCGCCAAAGAGGGGCUGUUGCUGUGGUGUCAGAGGAAGACGGCGCCCUACAAGAACGUCAACAUCCAGAACUUCCACAUCAGCUGGAAGGAUGGUUUGGGUUUCUGCGCUCUCAUCCAUCGGCACCGUCCAGAACUCAUCGACUACGCGAAACUACGAAAAGAUGACCCCAUGACCAACCUGAACACGGCCUUCGACGUGGCGGAAAAGUACCUGGACAUCCCCAAAAUGUUGGAUGCAGAAGACGUCGUUAGCACCUUGAGGCCGGAUGAGAAGGCCGUCAUGACUUAUGUGUCGUGUUACUACCACGCCUUCUCAGGCAAGCAGAAGGCGGAGACGGCGGCGAACAGGAUCUGCAAGGUGCUGGCGGUCAACCAGGAGAACGAGCAGCUGAUGGAGGACUAUGAGAAGCUGGCCAGUGAUCUGCUGGAGUGGAUCCGCCGCACCAUCCCCUGGCUGGAGAACCGGAUGCCGGAGAACACCAUGCAGGCCAUGCAGCAGAAGCUGGAGGACUUCCGGGACUACCGGCGCCUCCACAAGCCGCCCAAAGUGCAGGAGAAGUGCCAGCUGGAGAUCAACUUCAACACCCUGCAGACCAAACUGCGGCUCAGCAACCGGCCCGCCUUCAUGCCGUCGGAGGGAAAGAUGGUCUCGGACAUCAACAAUGCCUGGGGGGGCCUGGAGGGAGCAGAGAAAGGCUACGAGGAGUGGCUCCUCAACGAGAUCCGCAGGCUGGAGCGGCUGGACCACCUGGCAGAGAAGUUCCGGCAGAAAGCCGCCAUCCACGAGGCCUGGACCGAAGGUAAAGAGGAGAUGCUGCAGAGGCGGGACUACGAGACGGCCACGCUGUCAGAGAUCAAGGCGCUGCUGAAGAAGCACGAGGCGUUCGAGAGCGACCUGGCUGCACACCAGGACCGCGUGGAGCAGAUCGCAGCCAUCGCCCAGGAGUUAAACGAGCUGGACUAUUACGACUCCCCCAGCGUGAACGCGCGCUGCCAGCGGAUCUGCGACCAGUGGGACGCUCUGGGCGCCCUGUCCCAGAAACGCAGCGAGGCUCUGCAGAGAACGGAGAAGCUGCUGGAAACCAUCGACCAGCUUUACCUGGAGUUCGCAAAAAGAGCCGCCCCCUUCAACAACUGGAUGGAGGGCGCCAUGGAGGACCUGCAGGACUCCUUCAUCGUCCACACCAUCGAAGAAAUCCAGGGACUGAGCACCGCCCACGAGCAGUUCAAGGCCACGCUGCCGGAGGCGGACAAAGAGCGGCAGGCCAUCCUGGGCAUCCACAACGAGAUCGCCAAGAUCGUCCAGACCUACCAUGUCAACAUGGCGGGCUCCAACCCCUACACCACCAUCAACCCACAGGAGGUCAACGCCAAAUGGGACAAGGUACGGCAGCUGGUGCCUCUGCGCGACCAAUCGCUGAUCGAGGAGCACGCCCGGCAGCAGAACAACGAGCGUCUGCGCAGACAGUUUGCCAACCAGGCCAACGUCAUCGGGCCGUGGAUCCAGACCAAGAUGGAGGAAAUUGGACGCAUCUCCAUCGAGAUGCACGGCACGCUGGAGGACCAGCUGACGCACCUCCGCCAGUACGAGAAGAGCAUCAUCAACUACAAACCAAAGAUCGACCAGCUGGAAGGAGACCAUCAGCUGAUUCAGGCGGCGCUGAUCUUUGACAACAAGCACACCAACUACACCAUGGAGCACAUCCGCGUGGGCUGGGAGCAGCUCCUCACCACCAUCGCCCGCACCAUCAACGAGAUCGAGAACCAGAUCCUGACGCGGGACGCCAAGGGCAUCAGCCAGGAGCAGCUCAACGAGUUCCGGGCGUCCUUCAACCACUUCGACCGGGACCACUCGGGCACUCUGGGCGCAGAAGAGUUCAAGGCCUGCCUGAUCAGCCUGGGCUUCGAUAUCGGCAACGACGCACAGAAGAGAACAGGAAUCAUGGAUGCUGAAGACUUCAAAACCUGCCUUAUCUCCAUGGGUUACAACCUGGUAAAGCAGUCGCCUCUUUUCCUUUUCAAACUCCCGUCUGGAAAUGGUAACGAGCAAAAUCUCCCGCCUCCGUGUGAUCUGAGCGCCGUGUUUUCCACGCCAGAGUGGGAGGGGCUCCUGCCGCGGCCUCACGCUCCUCCUGUCUGCCUCCAGGGGGAGAACGAGUUCUCGCGCAUCAUGAGCGUCGUGGAUCCCAACAGGAUGGGCGUGGUCACCUUCCAGGGUUUCAUCGACUUCAUGUCCAGAGAGACAGCCGACACCGACACCGCCGACCAGGUCAUGGCGUCCUUUAAGAUCCUCGCCGGGGACAAGAACUACAUCCUGGCGGACGAGCUGCGCCGGGAGCUGCCUCCGGAUCAGGCCGAGUACUGCAUUGCCCGCAUGGCGCCGUACAGCGGCCCCGACGGCGUCCCCGGAGCCCUCGACUACAUGUCCUUCUCAACCGCUCUGUACGGCGAGAGCGACCUCUGAGGGCGCCGGCCUCCCCCGGUCUCCGGUUCCCGCCACUUCCUGCAAGCGUCCCGUCACACGCAGACCCCUCUCUGUUGUUUCUGGCCUUAUUUCUUUUCGUCUCCUCGUGCCCCGCCCCCUCGCCGCUCCCUCACACUUUGGUUUGCAGCAUCUCUCCAGGUUUACAGAGGGAGAGACAAACAUGUUUGUUUUUGUUUUUCUCGUCAUGUUUUUCUUCAGAAAUUGAAUAAAGUUAACAUAUUUUAUUAUACUGAACAAAAAAGGUGCUUUUUUUCUUCACCUUGAUUGAAAUAUGAGACAAAAAUUGUAAUAAAGAGAAAUAUUACUCUA
Oryzias latipes (Japanese medaka) is the source of this 3537-nucleotide messenger RNA. RefSeq names its product actinin, alpha 1 (gene actn1). NCBI's taxonomy places the organism in Eukaryota, Metazoa, Chordata, Actinopteri, Beloniformes, Adrianichthyidae. Gene Ontology annotation, molecular function: calcium ion binding; protein binding. The record is from RefSeq and is a predicted model, not a curated record.